GAAGAAAUGAGAAAGUUUCGUCAAUCGAACGUUUCUGCUGCCGACCAUUUAGAACCCGAUGCUUUCGACUCUGUUAUUCGAAAGUCAUUCUCCGUAGAUGAUAUCAUCAUUGCCGAAUAUGAUGUUAAAGGAUCAAUUCUUUCUAAAGGAACACUUUACAUUUGUAAAGAUAGGAUUCUUUGUAAGAAACCUAAAGUUGCUUUAGAAUACAAACAAAUUCAAAGUUUAAAUUGUGUAAAGAAGAAAGUUUCGAUUAAAUUAGACGAUUCUAAAACUGAACAUGAUUUGAAAUGUAAAAGUAUGGAAUAUGCUUCCUCGGUUUAUAAUUUAAUUAAGGAGUUGUAUUUAAUUCAUCAAUCUAAACCAUUGGAAAAGGUUUCUCUAGAUGAAAAGAAUAAGAAAUAUUUGGAAGGAAAGAUGCCGAAACUUGACGAAUCUGCAACACCAACCGAGGAGAAACAAAACAGUGCAGGAACUGGUUCUUCUACACCAAAAGGAAUAGUUUCUCAAAUGUUGGGCAAAUCAAUUGUUGAUUUUAAUGUGUUGAUUGUAGAAAGUCAAGAUUAUUUCGAUUGUAAAAUAUCUUUACAAAAACAAACUAUUCAAUACUCGACUCACGAGUUGAAAUUUACAGAAAUUACUGAAUUUAACAUUCUCAGCACUCCGUAUCAUAUCCAGAUCAAGUUUAAUAAUCCAAAAAUCAAAUCUCUUACAUUACUAGUGAGGGAAUAUAUUUCAUUUACUCAAACACUCAAAAAGAAGUAUCCAAAUUUGGAAAUUUCAUUCUCACCAAACUGUAGAACAAGUAAAAUCAAAGGUGGCUGGUGUAAUGAUGUUACUGUAUUGGCAUCUACUGAAAAUUCUGGUGGUCCACCAAUUAUGGGAUUGAAACCACCUGGAGGAAUGCCACACAAAAAAGUUUCGUCUAUGGUUUCGCCAGUUGCAGAGGAAGACAAGAAUGUUGAUGAUAUUGGAAAGAAUCAACCUGGAUUAUUUGUUACUUCAUCAAAAAAGCUUCCAGUUGAUAAUAGUGAAGAAUCUUCAUCAAAAGCUCAUUUGAGAUCAAGAUCUGUAUUUACAAAGCCAGUUUCUUCAGGAACUUUCACACCACCUGCUUCGUACAAACUUCCUGAACAUACACCAAAUACACCAAUUGCUAAGAGAAAGAGUGAUGAUAUGGGAGGGUCCUCUUCUACUCCACUCAUUAUUCCACCAAGAGUUCAAGCAGAUAGUGUCACUACUCCACAAGCACAAAAUGUCACUUCAACACCAACCAUUAUUCUCAGCUCUCCAAAAACACCAAUUGACAACUCCAAAAAUACCACUCCUCUCUCUGUAGCAACUCCUCCAAUUAUUGUAACAGAUACCACCACUACUGCUCAAUCAGAAAAUACCUCCUCCUCAGAUCCUGUCACAACAGAAGAAAAUAAGGUUGUUGUUCACUUGAAUUUGAAUAGAGCCAAACAAGCUAGACAAAGAAAACCAAGCACCAUUCAUAGACCUCAAAUGUCAAAGAUUGAUGAGGCCACAAAGGAAAGAACCAUUGAAGUUGGUGCAGAAGCUGGUUCUAAUGCUCAAUUAGAUCGAGCUGUUGAUUUGAAUGUAGCCACUAAAAGAAGAGCAUCAAGUGUUAAAACUCCAAAAUCUCCAGUCGAAGAAGGAAUGGAUACUGUUUAAUAAAGCAAUUCUUUUUUGAAU
Messenger RNA from Naegleria gruberi, 1698 nucleotides. RefSeq lists its product as uncharacterized. The record is from RefSeq and is a predicted model, not a curated record. The coding region runs from base 7 to 1677 and encodes 556 amino acids. The transcript is spliced from 2 exons. Lineage: Eukaryota; Heterolobosea; Eutetramitea; Acrasida; Naegleriidae.